CUGAGGCUGCCCGGGGCCGGGGUCAGCGCGCACCAGUCCGAGACCCCGCAGCUCCGCCCCAACACUGAUCCAUGCGGAGGAGAAGCACCCGUGGGUGAGGAGUGAGCUUCUGUGUCCGGGAAGCCUCCUCGGGGGGCCAUGGGGGGACAGGUGAGGCUGCCGCCCGGAGAGCCCUGCCGAGAAGGCUACGUGCUGUCUCUGAUCUGUCCGAAUGCCUCCCAGGCUUGGUGUGAGAUCAUACGUGUGUCACAGCUGUUGGCUUCUCCUGUCCUCUACAGGGACCUGAAUUCCAGCAUAACCAACUGGAGCAUUUCUGCAAAUGCAGAGAACAAAUACAGUCUUUAUGUAGGCCUGGUACUGGCAAUAAGUUCCAGUAUUUUUAUUGGCUCCAGUUUCAUCUUGAAAAAAAAGGGCCUCUUACAACUGGCCAGCAAGGGCGUUACUAGAGCUGGACAAGGUGGAUAUUCUUACCUCAAGGAAUGGCUCUGGUGGGCAGGAUUACUCUCAAUGGGAGCAGGCGAGGCUGCGAAUUUUGCAGCUUAUGCUUUUGCACCUGCCACCUUGGUCACCCCACUGGGCGCUCUGAGUGUUCUCAUAAGUGCACUGUUGUCUUCCUAUUUUUUAAAUGAGCACUUGAACAUUCAUGGGAAAAUAGGCUGCAUAUUAAGUAUAUUGGGGUCAACUGUGAUGGUUAUCCAUGCCCCACAAGAAGAGGAAGUCGCUUCUCUGCAUGAAAUGGAAAUGAAAUUGAGAGACCCAGGAUUUAUCUCCUUUGCUGUGAUCAUAACUGUGAUCUCCUUGGUGCUGAUUUUGAUUGUAGCUCCCAAGAAAGGACAGACCAAUAUAUUGGUCUACAUUUCAAUCUGUUCAUUGAUUGGAGCAUUUUCAGUUUCUUCUGUCAAGGGCCUGGGAAUUGCCAUUAAGGAACUACUGGAAUGGAAGCCCAUUUAUAAGCAUCCCCUGGUCUUUGUUUUGCUGGCUGUACUCGUGCUUUCAGUGACAACACAGAUUAACUAUCUCAACAAGGCACUGGACACCUUUAAUACAUCUCUUGUGACUCCCAUUUAUUAUGUGUUCUUCACGUCCAUGGUAGUAACUUGCUCCACCAUCUUAUUCCAAGAAUGGUAUGGCAUGAAUGCUGGAGAUAUCAUCGGGACUUUGAGUGGGUUCUUCACCAUUAUCAAUGGCAUCUUCCUUCUACAUGCUUUUAAAAACACUGACAUUACCUGGAGUGAUCUGACAUCCACUACUCAGAAAGAAGUCCUCUCUCUGAAUGGCAAUGAAGACAAAUACGUCUUACUAGAGAAUGUAGAAUGUUCAGCCCCAGGAUUUGAUGAUGACAUUACCUUGUUUAGCAGGACUGAUGAUCAAAGUCCCUAGAAACCCUGAACUUUAACCGCUAAGAGACACUUGGAGAGAAGAAGGAAUACCUGAUUCUUGGAACAACUAUUAGGAAAGCUGGCAUUUUUAAAGUUCUAACUAAUAAUUUAGACAUGAGCCCAAAUAAAAAAGCCUUUAUUUUUGGCCAUCAAACUUGAAAAUCAAAGUUUUGAUCCUCCUCCAGAAGGCUUCUGCUGUUUUUCAUUUCUGCAAACUUGAAAUAUUCCCUAAGCAUGAAAGAAGUCAAAGAGUUAGAUAACUCAGAAUAAUCUCUUUCUUCUGGUCACAAUAUGUUUGGCUCUGCCAGGUGGCUCUUCAUUUCUUUGGCUGCUAUUCUUAGUCUCUCAGUAAUUCAUAGGUAAACACAACUGUGUGCUGGUAAGCAGAAUAUCAGUCACCAUUCUCUAAUGAGUCAUAGUUUCAAAUUAUUAAAACUGAGAAGCGAGAUCACUGAUGCCUCCCACCUUCUACAACUUCCUUCUUUCUAAACUAGGUAGCUAAAGGGUAGAGUGUUUAAGAAAAAAAUAGACAUGUUGGAAAUCUGCUGCUUGGUGGGCUAGAAUGUGUAAGACACACAUGCCCAUGAAGGGCUUAUAAAUUGUAACUUAUUGAGGAGUUUGAGGAGAAUAGGAAGGCGAGUUAACUUCUUAGAAAACUCAGGGAAUACUACAGGAAAAUACCUUUUCAUAUUAAAGCCUACAUAAAAUUUUCCUAUCUCACUCCAGGUGCAUGGCAGGAGUAACAUUUUUGGUGGUCUCUACCGUUUAUGGAUAGAUUAAUCCAUUAAUCUUUUCUCAUUGAUUUAAUGGAAAAGAAAUUAGCUAUCUUCUUUCUAGACUAACUUAUUUCUCGCAAAAAAAAUC
This is a messenger RNA of Balaenoptera ricei (Rice's whale), 2243 nucleotides long. It is a transcript of the gene NIPAL1, whose product is annotated as NIPA like domain containing 1. The record is from RefSeq and is a predicted model, not a curated record. Lineage: Eukaryota; Metazoa; Chordata; Mammalia; Artiodactyla; Balaenopteridae. Gene Ontology annotation, molecular function: magnesium ion transmembrane transporter activity. Gene Ontology annotation, biological process: magnesium ion transport. The transcript is spliced from 6 exons. The coding region runs from base 139 to 1380 and encodes 413 amino acids. Gene Ontology annotation, cellular component: membrane.